AUGGCCGAGCAUCAGAGACAGCGCUCCCUGUCCACCGCCGGCGAGUCUCUCUACCACGUGCUGGGAGUGGAAAAGCUGGCCACCAACGAUGACAUCAAGCGCUCCUACAGGAAACUAGCUCUGAAGUUCCACCCGGACAAGAAUCCGGACAAUCCGGAAGCGGCGGACAAGUUCAAGGAGAUCAACAAUGCCCACGCCAUCCUCAACGACCCCACCAAGCGCAACAUUUACGACAAAUACGGCUCGUUGGGGCUCUACGUGGCCGAGCAGUUCGGAGAGGAGAACGUCAACACUUACUUUGUGCUCUCCAGCUGGUGGGCAAAGGCGCUUUUCGUCUUCUGCGGCUUGGCCACCGGCUGCUACUUCUGUUGCUGCCUGUGCUGCUGCUGCAACUGCUGCUGCGGGAGGUGUAAACCCAGACCUCGCGAGGGCCAGGAGCAGGACUUUUACGUCUCCCCGGAGGACCUGGAAGCUCAGCUGCAAUCCGACGAGAGGGAGGCGGCGGGUGAGCCAAUCAUGCUUCAGCCCACGGCGGGGGCCACAGAGACCACCCAGCUGACAUCGGACGGCCACUACUCCUACCGCACCGACACCGCUUUCAACUAA
Nerophis lumbriciformis (worm pipefish) is the source of this 606-nucleotide messenger RNA. The record is from RefSeq and is a predicted model, not a curated record. NCBI's taxonomy places the organism in Eukaryota, Metazoa, Chordata, Actinopteri, Syngnathiformes, Syngnathidae.